Condylostylus longicornis is the source of this 826-nucleotide messenger RNA. RefSeq lists its product as uncharacterized. Gene Ontology annotation, molecular function: zinc ion binding. Gene Ontology annotation, cellular component: U12-type spliceosomal complex. The record is from RefSeq and is a predicted model, not a curated record. The transcript has 2 exons. NCBI's taxonomy places the organism in Eukaryota, Metazoa, Arthropoda, Insecta, Diptera, Dolichopodidae. The coding region runs from base 144 to 575 and encodes 143 amino acids.
CAAAAACAUUGAUGGUUUUGUGAAUGUUUAUUACCUUUAUUGGUUAUUGGCUCAUCAGUUUUCCUUAAAUUCAUUUUUCGUUUCUUGUAAUGUUUGAUUUUUGUCUUUGGAAUUUCUAACUACACUUACGAAUUUUUUAGAAAAUGGUUUACUUUUGCGAAUAUUGCAAUAAAGCAAUGAUGCUGCAUUUACGAAAAACUCAUAAUGAUGGACUCAUACAUAAAAUAGCAUAUGCAAAUUAUUGGCUUCGAAACUUAGACCCGGAAGAAGUUUUAAAACAAGAGAAAUCAAAAAGGAAAUGUGCUUUUUAUUUAAGAAAAAAUUGUCGAUUUGAAGCUUAUUGUCAGUACAGCCAUUUCACUGAUGAAGAAUUGCAGAAAAUUUUUUAUUUAAUAAAAUAUAAUGAGAUGCGCAAAAAAAAAACAUUUCGUUUUGAAAAUGAAGUACAAAUUGCCAAAAGUCGAAAUACAAUGUUAAAAUUUCGCCAUAUUACAACAGAUCCAAAAACAUUACCUUCUUUAGUACAUACAAAUAAAUUACCUAGCCGAAUCAAAUCAAAUUUUGAUUGGUGUUGAAAUGAUUUCAACAUAAAAUUUUCUUUUUAAUAGAAGUUUUAAUGGAAAUCAAUACUAUAAAAUAAAAUUAUCAUUAUUUGAGCCAACAACAAAUGGACAUUGAAAACCCAAUUUUAAAUUUAACUUGGUUAACUAAAUUUCUGGAAAUGUUCAAAAAAAAUAUAUAGAACUUUUGUACUUCAAAGAUCAAGCAUAUAAUUUUUGCAUUAUUAUAUUACUCAGGAAAAUUUUAUAUCUUGUGUAUUGAAACU